UUUCUUCUAAUCUUCUUCCUCCUUCACGCUUUGUUAAAAUUCUCUUCUUUUAUUUCUGAUACAAUCUUUUUUCCCUAUUUUAAAGAUUCUUUAGCUCUGUUUAACAUAUCUUUAGCCACUUCUCAGAUCCUUCAGUUUUCUCCAUAUUUUCUCUAAAUUUGGAUUCUUCACGGGUUAAUGAAUCCAAAGUAUUUGUCGUUAAGGAGCACAAGACGCUCCAGAUAUCUCUUUGCAUCCACUUUGAAUGUUCUAAUAAAAGGAUUUUAUCCUAGAGAUGUUGUCAGAUACGCUGGCAACUAAGCUUUUACAAAGUUGAAGUCUGUGUUGUUGUGUUGAUGCUUUAUAAGAUGGACCGAGAAGAUACAUCAGGGUUUGUAAGUGGAGGGGGAGCGUCAUCGGAAUUUCUUAUUUUCCUAAUUUGUUUUUGAUAUAUAUACCAUACCAGUCAUGUAUUAAAGAUUUUUCAUUAAGGUGGGCCUCUUGUUCCUUAAUCUUAUAGUUUGCAGCUUUUAGAAAGCUUAUGGAUUUGAAUAAGAAUGUGCAGUUUUCUCAUGUAUCUGAACUCUCAAAAAAUGAAAAAUUUGGUGAUACCACCCUAUGCCUGAACUUUCUUGGUCACGGAGGAAGCAAUAAGGCCAGAUUUGGAACUACUCAAAACGAUCUACAUGCUGAUCUUUCUAAUGCACCUGAUGAUGGCUGCGUGUUGGUUUUGGGGUUGGGCCCAACUCCAAGUGUAUACUUGGAUAAUGAUUACAUUGUUGGUCUUAAUAAGAAUAAAUCAACAGUUGCUUUAUCCACCCAGGGUUUGUUACUUGAGGAUGACUCAAUCCUAAAACUUGGCCUUUCUGGUGGGACUAAGGGAAGUAUAAGCCUGUUGGAAUGUCCUCUGUCAACAGAAACUGAUGUUAGUAUGCCUCACCAGGUUCUUGCAGAGGAUUGUAGACUUUCAAUUCCUGUUGUUGAUGAGGGUUCUACUUCGGCCAAGAAAUCUGGUGCUUAUAUGCCAGCACUCCUUUUUGCUUCGAAAAUGGAUAGUGGCAAAGGUUUGGUUCAUGCACAAGAACUUUUUCAGUUUGGGGAUAAAUCACUUCGUUAUCAAUUUCAUCAAAGUUGUGAGCCCUCUUCUCAGAGUGACUUCUCAGUAGACACGCUCUCUGAGCAAACCACCACUAUAACAUCCUCAGAUAAUCGAGCAAGCAAUUCGAAGAAAUGUAGGUUUGUUGGCUGUUCAAAAGGAGCAAGAGGGGCUACUGGUCUUUGUAUUGGUCAUGGGGGCGGACAAAGAUGCCAAAAACCAGGGUGUAACAAAGGUGCCGAGAGCCGCACCGCCUACUGUAAGGCUCAUGGUGGAGGGAGGAGGUGCCAACACUUGGGCUGCACUAGAAGUGCUGAUGGGAAGACAGAUUUUUGCAUAGCACAUGGUGGAGGCAGACGAUGUGGGUUUCCUAGGGGGUGCACAAAGGCUGCACGAGGUAAAACAGGGCUUUGCAUCAGACAUGGUGGGGGAAAGAGGUGUAAGGUGGAAGGUUGCACGCGCAGUGCAGAAGGACAAGCUGGUUUGUGCAUCUCUCAUGGUGGUGGACAUCGUUGCCAGUUCCAGGGAUGUACUAAGGGUGCUCAGGGAAGUACUAUGUUUUGCAAGGCUCAUGGUGGUGGAAAACGUUGUAUAUUUGCAGGGUGUACCAAAGGUGCUGAAGGGAGCACACCAUUAUGCAAAGGACACGGUGGGGGCAAACGUUGCCUCUACAAUGGAGGUGGCAUUUGUCCCAAGAGUGUGCAUGGAGGCACCAACUUUUGUGUUGCGCAUGGUGGUGGGAAGAGGUGUGCUGUGCCAGGCUGUACAAAGAGUGCACGAGGUCGUACUGAUUGUUGUGUCAAACAUGGUGGUGGAAAGCGAUGCAAGGUUGAGAAUUGUGGCAAGAGUGCCCAAGGAAGCACAGACUUCUGCAAGGCACAUGGCGGAGGUAAAAGAUGCUCCUGGCGGGAGAGCAAAUGUGAGAAAUUUGCAAGGGGCCGUAGUGGGCUAUGUGCUGCUCAUAGCAAUAUGGUACAAGAGCGACAGGCGAACAUGGGAGGGCUUAUCGCACCCGAAGUCUUCCAUGGGCUUGUAGCAGCAACAUCCACAAGAAGCAGUUGGAACAACAAUCAGUCAUCCUCCGGCACUAGUGUUAUUUCUGAUGGUAUUGAUUUCCUCGACAAACCAGCGAAAAGGCAACAACUAAUACCACCUCAGGUAUUGGUUCCUUUAUCUAUGAAAUCCUCAUCCUCUUACUCAAGUUUCUUGAGUGCUGAGAAGCAAGAGGAACGAAGAAAUGGGGACCGGAUGGACAUCGGUGGCGGUGUCAACAACAAGAGCUUUGACUUCAUAAUUCCGGAGGGUAGGGUCCAUGGUGGUGGUCUCAUGUCCUUGCUUGGUGGAAAUCUAAAGAACCCCUUUGAUGGAGUUUGAAGUCAAAUCAUGUAGAAAUCUAGUUUGGUUUUUUUAGGUUGUUUUUGUACCUUGAAAUUAUUCUUAAAAUUUGGUUGCCGUCAAAAGACUUGAUACACAUAUACACGGUUUGUGUUGAUUGAUGAAACCCAGCAUAGAACCAGUCAUGCAUGGAUGUUGUAAUCUGUUGUGUUCUAAUAACGUCGUAAAGUCAUGGACCGUUGGCUAUA
Messenger RNA from Gossypium raimondii (Peruvian cotton), 2658 nucleotides. RefSeq lists its product as uncharacterized. Bases 521 to 2449 code for a protein of 642 amino acids. Lineage: Eukaryota; Viridiplantae; Streptophyta; Magnoliopsida; Malvales; Malvaceae. The transcript has 2 exons. The record is from RefSeq and is a predicted model, not a curated record.